UUCAACAUGUACAAUCAGCAAUUACUCCAAAUUAUCCUAUCGGAGAUUCAAUAUUGAAACCAGGAGAUCAAACAAAAAUAACUUGGUUAGAAGAUAAAAAUAAACCAUUAUUAUCGUCACUUCCAAAAGUAUUAAUCGAAUUGAUGACAGGUAGCGAUCUGAAUCAAAUCUCAUUGCAAACUAUAGCCACAGUGAAUGCUGUUCUUAAAACUUGUGAUUGGACAGUACCCGAAGUUGAACCUGCUGGUCAAAGUACUACUCGAUUUAUCAUUACUGAUUCUGAGGGUAAUUAUCCACCUGUAUCAGAUGGGCCCAAACCAGAAUCUGGAAAAAAUCCUGGUGGAGUUGGACAUUUAGUAACAUCCACUACUAAUAAUGUCACCACCUCUACUAAUUUAAAUAAUAAUAUUGAAACUGCUAGUACAACAAAAAAAAAUAGUCUUACUUCUAGCAAUAGUUUUGUUGCUACUG
Messenger RNA from Dentiscutata erythropus, 471 nucleotides. The record is from the annotation of a GenBank genome assembly. NCBI's taxonomy places the organism in Eukaryota, Fungi, Glomeromycota, Glomeromycetes, Diversisporales, Gigasporaceae.